AUGAGAGUCUUCUCUUUCCUUAUCGCGGCCCUGACCUUUUUCUCUGGCGUCAUUGCCGUGGACAUCCAAAAGUCGGUCCUGAUCAGCUACCCCCCCGAGACCCCCGAUUCGGUUGUCGACAAUGCCAAGAAGGCCAUCAAGGAUGCCGGAGGAGUCAUUACCCAUGAGUACACUUUGAUCAAGGGCUUCGCGGCCAAGGUUGGAGAGAAAGUAUUGGAGACUGUUACCGCGUGGGGUGAGGAGUACAAGGUCUCGGUCGAGGAAGACGAGGAGGUGCACACCAUGGGCGGCAGCCACAUUGGAAUCUGACGAAGGCAAAAAAGGACAAAAAGAAUCAAGUAACGAUGGGUCAUGAGGGGCGCCCUGAAUGAGGGCUCCUUGUGCGACGAUGGACUACACUGAUUGGCGUUUAUCUGGAUGGUUGGGUGGUUGAAUAGACCUGCUGGGUCCUGUACACAAGGGUAGUGUUAUUGGUUAUUCGCGAAUUAGUUCUGAAUACGUUAUGCGUGUGGUGUGGUGUGGUGUUGAAGACGCAGCUGUGUGGCAUGCUUUGCUCACUUAGAGGAGCUCCUAGCACUCUUGACGAAGGUCUCCAUGACUACGAGUCCUGUUGGCAUGGAAACAAACUACCUAGUAAAACAGAUUGCCAACGCUCAGUUGGGAUCACCUGCGUCGGUGCCAUACCUACCAUUCCCGGCGUUGAAGUUCCUAGUCAACGUUAGAUCCACCAACAGCCUCGUGGUUCGGAUGUGGGUAACAACCACUACCAACACCUCAUGGCAAACAGAAAGCUCCUAUUUCCGGG
Podospora pseudopauciseta is the source of this 805-nucleotide messenger RNA. RefSeq lists its product as uncharacterized. The record is from RefSeq and is a predicted model, not a curated record. The transcript has 3 exons. Gene Ontology annotation, biological process: vacuole fusion, non-autophagic. Lineage: Eukaryota; Fungi; Ascomycota; Sordariomycetes; Sordariales; Podosporaceae. Gene Ontology annotation, molecular function: endopeptidase inhibitor activity. Bases 1 to 309 code for a protein of 102 amino acids.